This is a messenger RNA of Xenopus laevis (African clawed frog), 1041 nucleotides long. RefSeq lists its product as uncharacterized. The transcript has 2 exons. Lineage: Eukaryota; Metazoa; Chordata; Amphibia; Anura; Pipidae. The coding region runs from base 145 to 762 and encodes 205 amino acids. The record is from RefSeq and is a predicted model, not a curated record.
GGAGCUGAACAUUUCCAAGCCCCAGCGACCAGGGGAGGGGGGAGUUUCAGAUUUAGGGGAAACAACAGACCUGUUUUUGAGCAACGGAACCCCCAGAGGGGAUGGGGUCAUAGAGGCUGCCAACAGUGGAACGGAACGGUUUUAAUGCCAUGUGGGAGGGGGAUGGUUGUAAUACUGAGUAUGGAGGUUAUGACAAUAAUUAUGAGUUUUUUUCCUGCACAUAGGCAAUGGUAUAACCAGAGGAUACCUGGAUGGGCAGUGGGAACAGGAGUUUCCAUAUUGGGAUGGUUAUCGGGUGCCGAGUCUCCAUUUAGAAACAGGGAGGAAGAGGAGAGCUGGUUGCAGUGGAGGAGAGAAAGAACGCAAAGACAAGAGGAGGAGGCAGGCCCAUCAACAAGGAGGGAAAAAGAAGCCUAUCCAGCAAAUACAAGGGUGCAGAAAGAGGAUACAAGCCACACAGAGACCAAUCGUGGCAAUCGCUGCAAAGGAGGCACCUAUGGGUGGAUGGAGGCUAAGAAGGUGCUCCAGGGUCUUCGGACCGAUCGCCUAGAUGGGGUCAGGAAGGAAUUUUCCCCUGCGGUGCCAAUUGGAAACACACACCGAAGGGUUUUUUUUUCGCCUUCCUCUGGAGCAUUAUUAUAUGUGAAGUCAAAGGUACUCCCUGAAAUCAGCUGCAGCUACAAAUGUGUGGGGGUCAGCGGCAGUGCGGCUCCAGGAGAAAAGACGGUUACAGUGCAGGCCUACCCUUUGGAGAGUCACUAGUGUGGAGCAGACUUUGACUGCACGGUCUUGUCUGAGUCAUGCAAGGGGCUGGGGUUAGCGCCAGUUAUGCACACGGUUGGGAGCAGGAGGAUGGGCGACUGAUUGGUCACAGAGGGCGCUUGGCCCCAUGAUCCCUGCUCCCUAUGGUUGUCUAUUACGGUGUGGGCACAAUGCCCAGGUUGGUGAUAGGAGCCGCAGCUGGGGGUCAGGGGGUACCUAGUCCUUUUUAGCAAAAAGUAAUAAAUAAAGAAAGUGACUUCCACACAUAUUUUGCACCAA